This is a messenger RNA of Drosophila obscura, 4654 nucleotides long. RefSeq names its product protein tramtrack, beta isoform (gene ttk). Gene Ontology annotation, molecular function: protein binding. Gene Ontology annotation, biological process: regulation of transcription by RNA polymerase II. The transcript is spliced from 5 exons. The record is from RefSeq and is a predicted model, not a curated record. NCBI's taxonomy places the organism in Eukaryota, Metazoa, Arthropoda, Insecta, Diptera, Drosophilidae. Bases 1055 to 3544 code for a protein of 829 amino acids. Gene Ontology annotation, cellular component: nucleus.
CUCGUCCGUCCACAUCCACUUGCGUUUUUGUUUUUUUAUUUAGUUGCGGCCCAAGGCUUGGCCUCAGAGAGGGAGAGAGAGAGAGGGGCAAUGCUCAUUUAUCACAUUUGAAACUCUGAAUUACAAAACGCGAAACGGGAGCAGAGCUACGUACGAUAUUAUUAUCCAGCCAGGCAGGCCAGUCCCGCAAAGCACAAAACAGGCGCGCGCAUGUUCGUCGUCGUGGCAGCCCCCCACACACACACACACACACACACACACAUACAUACAGACACACACAAGUCCAGACCGAAAGCCCGCCAACCCCACCAGCCAGCUACCAGACCAGACCCGACCCCAUCCACAGCUCCAGUCGCAGUCGCAGCCCCAAAGAAACGUCCGCUCAGUUCGUGUUUCGUGAUCAACGCUCUCGGUUGGCACUCGUGUCUGUGUCUGUGUCCGUCUUCGGGUCGAGCACUCUUCGGCAUUUCGGUCGUUCGGCAUCCAGGGACCCACACGGCAUCCCUACGUUUCAGUUCUGAUUGGAGAUUCGUGCGCCGCCGUUGAUAGUCCAAGUACGCGGCGUUUCCCUGCAGCCCCAAGCUUUGAAGCUUUUAUUAUUUUGCAUUUCGUUUUGGCUUUAUGUUCGUGUUUGCCUUCCGUUCACGUCUCCUACAUAUAUUCGCUUGUGGCCUAUGUUUUUGCACAACUGUUUAUGAUUUGAUUCGCAACUGCAACAGCAACAGCAACUGCAACAGCAGCAACAACUACACAUUCAAUCGAAUCCAAAAAGUGCUCUAGUGUUGCAAAACUAACCAACAGCAGGCGACGGCAGCGGAUUACGGAUUACUAAGAAUCUUCCAAGAAUCGUACGCCCUGGAUUAUAUGUUCUGUACAUUCAAACGAUUGUCAGGAAGCAGGACGAGUUACAAGGACCUUAGAUGAGACCCGCGCGCUACGCCUAACAAUUGAAUGAAGAUCACUAUAUAGGGUAUCCAGACAGAUCACCCCGUCCGAAAAUCAAUCAACUAUCAAAGGGACCACCACCGGCAACCGCAACCACAACGGCUUCCAAAUGAAGAUGGCAUCCCAACGAUUCUGCCUGCGAUGGAACAAUCAUCAGAGCAACCUGCUGUCGGUCUUCGAUCAGCUACUCCACGCAGAAACCUUCACAGACGUGACGCUGGCCGUGGAAGGACAAUACCUAAAGGCACACAAGAUGGUGCUAUCCGCCUGCAGUCCAUACUUCAAUGCUCUGUUUAUCAAUCAUCCGGAAAAGCAUCCGAUUGUCAUAUUAAAGGAUGUGCCCUACUCCGAUAUGAAGUCCCUGCUGGACUUCAUGUAUCGCGGCGAGGUGUCCGUGGAUCAGGAGCGUCUUACCGCAUUCCUACGCGUGGCCGAGAGCCUGCGCAUCAAGGGCCUCACCGAGGUGAACGACGAUAAGCCCUCGCCGGCAGAGAGCACACCGGCGGCAGCAGCGCCGCCACAGUUACAGCGCAUUCAGCCGUAUCUGGUGCCGCAGCGCAAUCGGUCACAGGCCAGCCUCUUGGCCAGCACCGCCAGUGCCGCCAACAGUGCCACACUGCCGGUGCAGCCGUCACUCCUCAGCUCCGCCCUAAUGCCCAAGCGUAAGCGGGGCAGGCCCCGCAAGUUGUCCGGCAGCUCCAAUGGCACCGGCAACGACUACGAAGACUUUGAACGCGACAACCUAAUGAAUGAAACGGACAUGGGCAAUGGCAAACUGGGCAACGACUCCUACUCUGGCAACGAUGAUGGCUCCGAUGAUAACCAACUGGAAUCUGGAAAUAAUGAUGAUUUAAAUGAAAGUCGCGAUUCUCUGCCCUCGAAACGAUCAAAGAACUCAAAGGAUCAUCGGGUGGUUAAUCAGGCAGAGGACAACAGCACUUCCGUGACACCCGCACAGUCGCAGGCCACACCGGAACUCUCGCAGCGGCUCUUUGGCUCCACCUCAACGCUGACGACCACAAUUUCGGCCAAGACAACCACUGUAGCAGGAGCAGGACCGGUAUUGGGGGCAGCCCAAACUACUACCGCUGUGGCAGAGCCAGCGGUGGCCACACUGCUGGAGAUUGGCGAUAAUCCAGUCCACCUGCCAACCAUUCUGGGACUGAAGAUACGCGCCAUUAACCCCAACACUACUUCCCCACAGAAGCAGACACAGACACAGACCCAACCACCAUCGCCCACACAAUCGCAUUCUCAGUUGCAAUCAAAGACAAAGCCUAAGGGAAAUGGCAGCAACAGCAACUCUCUGCUGAAGCAACAGCUGCGCGGCGGGGCUAAAGAUCCCGAGGUACCCAGUGCCAGUCGGCUGCAAGCAGCAGUAGCAGCCGCAUCCCCCAACGAAGAGACUGACAUCGAGAGCCAGAAGUGCCAGCAGGAGGCACACAGUGGGCUACAGUCGCUGGCCAAUGCAGCGGAGCAACAGGCAGCACAAGUGGCCAACAGCAGCGACAGCCUGCACCACCAGUUGUUGCUGCACAUGGCCGCCAAUCAGCAGAAGGCGGCGGACUAUUACCAGCAGCAGCAGCAACAGCAGCAGGCAUCGCCCUUGAGCGCCGACCAGUAUCCGGAUGAUGACAUGGAGCUUCUCUGCGUUGCGGAGCAGCAGGAUAAGGCUGAUGAUGAGCCCGAUCACGACUUGCUUACACUGGCCGAUGAAAACGCUGGACUGCCUGGCUACCAUCAAGCCACCGACUCCGAACCCCAUGCAGUGUCCGCAAAAUCGUCAGCAGCAUCUGGCGGUGUCCGAGCAAGCAAUCCACCGCGCCUGUCGGGCUCCAAGAAGCCAGCCAAGCGACCCAUUCAGCGGAGAAGGGUGCGACGCAAGGCCCAGUCCACGUUAGACGACCAGGCGGAGCAUCUGACGGAGAUGUCGGUGCGGGGACUGGAUCUGUUUCGAUACGCCAGCGUGGUGGAGGGCGUCUAUCGGUGCACAGAAUGUGCCAAGGAGAACAUGCAGAAGACAUUCAAGAACAAGUACAGCUUCCAGCGGCACGCGUUCCUCUACCACGAGGGCAAGCAUCGCAAGGUGUUCCCCUGUCCGGUGUGCUGCAAGGAGUUCUCACGUCCGGACAAGAUGAAGAACCACCUUAAGAUGACGCACGAGAACUUCACGCCACCCAAGGACAUUGGCGCCUUUAGUCCGCUCAAGUAUUUGAUCACCGCAGCGGCAGCUGGCGACAUGCAAGCCUCCAUGUACCAGCAGCAACAACAACAGCAGCAGCAGCAGGAGCAGUACCAGCGACAGCUCGAACAGCAAAUGGAGCAACAGCAGAUGGAGCACCAGCAGCAGCAGGAUGGCUGCCUACUGCUGCCAGAGGACGUGAAGCAGGAGGACCAGGACCAAGAGCUGAGUGACGGCUAUGAGGCCUCCAAUCCCGAGGCAGCCGCCGCGGCCAUGCUGAGCCUGCACCACGAUGUCAUCAUCAAGAAUGAGAUACAGAUCUCGCCGUCGCCAUCGCCCUCGCCGCCCACCACAUGCGCUGUGGCCGAGGGCAAGACCCUGGCACUGGCCACCAACGCACAAACCACCGCAACGUAAAGACUUUUGGAAGGGGAUCCCCCACUUAACGCUAACGCACACACUGAACGCACCUUAAAGCGAGGUCUCUCAACUGUAGAAUACUUGAUAGGCAAUAAGCAAUUGAAAAAACACUCAACAGGAUUGUUAGUUAAAUUAAAGCAAUACUAAGCUACUACGACUACAACGUGCUCCGUCCAGAUAGCCUUAAAACUAAGUAAAACACUCUUAAGCUAGUGUAUCUGUAGCCUGUAAGACUGUAAUCCUUAGGCCUAAGCUGCUGCUGCUGCUGCUGGCAAUCGGGGAGAACGUAAGCCCACCUGCCAUUUGCGCGCGCACACACACAGUUCAGUGAACUCUAAUGACUUUCGGCUUUAAUUAUUAAACAAUUUACAUAGUUGGAAGAGAGAGAGAGAGAACCCUACCGAACCCCACAAGGGGUAGUGGGGCAAAUUUUAGAACUUUUUAAUUUCAUUUUUGUGAUUUUGUUGAACCUUUCUUAAUAUUUUUUAACUUUUUAGCAUUCUUAUUGUUUUUUUGUUGUACAUAUAGGUAUAGCAUAUAGAUUUGUUUAAUACUCAAAGUCCGUAGUAUAAUUUUGUUCAUUACCUUGGCAACAAGUGGAAGUGAAAUCAAAUGUAUUGGCUAUUUGUGCAAUUAUCAAAAUGAUUUGGUUCAGGGGCCACCACCUCGGACGGAAAUGGCACGGAAGGAGGAGCGCAGGCCCCACCAAAAUGUUGUAAACUUAAUUAUCGACUACUUAAUUAUGAUAUAUACGUAGUACUAUGUAGAUUAUAAGGCAUGUUCCAAUGUACAACAAAAUGCGCAAAGGACUUCCCCAGUGAAGAAGAAGAAAUCUGAACUGAACUGAUAUUUAUACGAAACGAAAGGAGAAAGGCCAACCUAGAGGUGAAGUGGGAUCCUCUGUCUGGCAAUUAUUGUAUUAUGUAUUAUCACAUCAACAAUUUACUUAAAAGGCAACCAUUACGACUUAAACUUACAAUGCGCUCAAUCCGAUAGAUAUUAUAAUAUACUACAGAUAUUACAAAAGAUCAGAUGCGAGUGCAGUCUAGGCUUACGAUUCGAUUCAUGGAGAGACACUGGAAAGAGUUCAUUAAAAAUAAAGAGAAU